Mucor mucedo is the source of this 501-nucleotide messenger RNA. RefSeq lists its product as uncharacterized. The record is from RefSeq and is a predicted model, not a curated record. Bases 1 to 501 code for a protein of 166 amino acids. The transcript has 3 exons. NCBI's taxonomy places the organism in Eukaryota, Fungi, Mucoromycota, Mucoromycetes, Mucorales, Mucoraceae.
AUGGAACUAAUUGAUAUUCCUGUAUUCCUCAACAAUGUACCGAGAACUGCUCCUGCACCAGCAAUUGCAAAUUCUUCUGCGCCAGCACUCAAUUCCACUUCUCCAAGCAGAAUGACAGUUUCUUUACGUCAAAGAUUGUCAAGAUUUGAUAAAAUUUUACAGCUAUCGAUCCGUGAUAGUUACAAGGAAUGCAUGGGCUACCAAAUAUUGCCGUGUGGGUGCAAGACUACCGCAUGUUAUCGACGGCGAACCUCCUUUUGCAUGAUUACCUUCUGGAAGAGACAUUGCUUUUUCUGUUGUAAAAAAGCGAUUUGUCAAAAGAAAGUGAGAUAUCACUACGAACAUUUGGCGGAUGUAGAGAAGAAGAAGAAGUAUUGUGAUAUUGUAAGACUUCCUGCUACUGAAUUAGCGAAGAGAUACCAAUUUCGAGAUCAAGAGGUCAAUAAUGUGAUUAAGCCUAUUUUGUCUCAUCUUACUUACGCAUCACCAAAUAAAACCUGA